CCUCUCUUGCUCUCGCUCUCUGCCUUCCGAAUUAUCAUACACACGCGCACACACGGAGAUGCAAACAGGCACCUAUAUCUUCUGUUUUCUCCAAGAUUAACAAUCGCAGCCCAUCGUGCGACACUCAGUGUCCACCGUAAGCAAGGAAAUAAGAAGCUGCAGAUUCUCAACGCUCAAAUCGGUUGUCACGUAUAACGAGCUAAGGAGCGUCGCUUAUGAUUUUGUAUUUCACAAUACCUUGAGCGCAUCUAUUGCAGAUGUACCGUUUAUUUCAUCUUAUUUAACAACUGGGUCCCUGUAUACAACUUCUUAACUGUCGACUGUCCAGAAACAUGCCACAGAUCUGGCGGUCAAGCUUUACAUAAGAGCGACAUCUUUCUGGUAUUCAUUUCUUCGAUCUGUUUCGGAAGAGUGACUUUUAAUACCCGAUGUGACAUUUUCACCUUUUUAUUCGUGGGGAAUGAUGUGGAGCUUUCACGACUGUGUUGGAUUUCUUUUCUUUGCCAGUUUCUGCAUUCAGCUUGUAUUUUCUUCGCAUGCAAAGUUUACUGAACUGCCUACAAAUGUGACAGCUAAAGAAGGCCAAAACGUGGAGAUGUCAUGCGCUUUCCAAAGUGGAUUGUCAUCUGUCUAUCUGGAGAUUCAGUGGUGGUUUAUAAGAAUUCCUGAUGAGCAAAAUAACAGUGAAGAGGUUACUGGGACUCAGGUGGAGGUUUUACCAGAAAGAGAUCCAGAUGAUGAUGGAACUAAAAUAAGUACAGUAAAGGUACAAGGAAAUGAUAUCUCCCACAAGCUACAAAUAUCCAAAGUGGAGAAAGAUGAUGAAGGUCUUUAUGAAUGCAGGGUCACGGAUGCCAACUAUGGAGAUCUCCGGGAAUACAAAGCUCAGGCUUACUUGAAAGUAAAUGCCAGCAGUUAUUCACGAAACAUGCAAGCACUGGAAUCCUCACCAUUACACCUUCAAGAUGGAAAAUCACGCAGGAGUAACACAGCUGCUGUGGCCAAUACUGGGGUGAGUUCAGAUAACCAGCGACUCCAUUCAACCUCCAGUUCUCAUACUACAGCAUCCAAAAUUCUCAAACACAGCCCUGGUUCAGGUAUGAUAUCUGCUUCUUUCAAACUUUUUUGAAUAUUAUUCAUUUUU
This is a messenger RNA of Erpetoichthys calabaricus (reedfish), 1144 nucleotides long. RefSeq names its product V-set and transmembrane domain-containing protein 2A-like. NCBI's taxonomy places the organism in Eukaryota, Metazoa, Chordata, Cladistia, Polypteriformes, Polypteridae. The record is from RefSeq and is a predicted model, not a curated record. The coding region runs from base 461 to 1129 and encodes 222 amino acids. The transcript has 4 exons.